AUGUACUCUGAACAGUCUGAAGACAAGACACAAAAGUUAAAAGAUAUUAUAUCCUGUCAAGAGGAAAAAAUAUCAAAGUUAAAUAAAAAACUAGAAGAGAACGAAGCUUUAGUUUCCGAGAGAAAUGAAUUAAAAAAAAUUUGCAAACAAUUUGAACAAAAUAAAGAAGAUAGUUAUAAUGCCCAUAAGAAAUCGUUUAAUGAACUGUCAGCGACAUGUAACGUUCAAUCAGAAAAGAUUAAGAAAGCCAUGGAUAUAGCACACCAAUGGGAAUUGAAGAACGAAAAACUUGAAGAUACCAACAACUGUUUAAAUAGUCAAUUGAAAACUCUAAAACACAAUUCAAAUAAAUUUGAAUCACAGUUAGCAGAAACCGAAACAAUUUUGGAAAGUGUCCAGAAGCAAUUAUGUAUAACUAAAUCGGAAUUGGAAGAAAAUAACUGCGUGAUUAGCAAAUUGAAGACAAACCUUAAAUGUAAUGAACAGGAAGUCUGUAAAGUUCGCAAGGACCUUGAGGAAUGCAAAACAGCUUGUAAUAAAUUAAAUGAUACAAACGCGAUGUUGAAUAUGGACUUAAAAUGUACAAAGAAAAGUCUUUGUGAGACAACAUUAUGUGCUACGCGUAUGGAGGAAAAGUUCAUGCGAGAGCGAGAAAAUUUAGUAAACGAGUUGAAAAUAAGCUGCAAAAAAUAUAACGACUUAGAGAUACGAUACGAUGAAGCAAUGUGUAAAUUAAACGAUGAGAGAUGUAAAUCAAAAAAAUUUGCUUCUAAAUUAAUAGAAGUGAAUAAAGCGACUGCCAAAAAUCACUUAGAAGUGAAGAGUCGAAUACAUAGAUUACAAGAUGACAUUUGUGCAAAGAACAAUGAUUUAAGUUGCUUGAAAAAAAAAAUCAUGGAAUUGCAGGAAGAAAAUGAAUGUAAAUGUACAGAAAUAAGUGCACUGAAAAAUAAACUUAAUGAAAGAGAAUGUCAACUAAAACAAAUGAGUUUACUAUCAGAAAAAAUUGAGGAAAUCAAGUGCAAUGUUGAAGCUUGUUGCUGCCCCCCUAAGAAAUGCGAACCUGAGCCGCCUUGCUGUCCAAUAGAAAAACCCGAAACCGAUACAUGUUGCACAAAAAAGAAAUGCAAAAUUAUCCUUUGUUGUCCAAGAAAAAAAUCUGAAACUGAUCCUUGUUGUCCAAAAAAGAAACGCGAAAUUAGUCCCUGUUGUUCAAUAAAGAAAUGCGAAAUUAUUCCUUGUUGUCCAACAAAGAAAUGCGAAAUUAGUCCUUGUUGUCCAACAAAGAAAUGCACGACAGACAUGAAACCUAAAUGCGGUUUAUUCGACAGCAUAAGAGCUGUUACCCAAAAACAUAUCACAAAAUCAAGUGGAUCUAAUAACGAUAUGUACUCAACAGAAUUACAAAAAUUGAAAUGUGAUUUAGAAGAAUUACAAAAGAGUAUUGGCUUUUUUUCUUAA
Molecule: messenger RNA, 1461 nt
Organism: Rhopalosiphum padi (bird cherry-oat aphid)
Lineage: Eukaryota; Metazoa; Arthropoda; Insecta; Hemiptera; Aphididae
Product: myosin-11-like
Exons: 2
Coding region: 1-1461 (486 amino acids)
Source: RefSeq, a predicted model, not a curated record